Messenger RNA from Armigeres subalbatus, 2738 nucleotides. RefSeq names its product netrin-B-like. Gene Ontology annotation, molecular function: protein binding. The transcript is spliced from 7 exons. Bases 1 to 918 code for a protein of 305 amino acids. NCBI's taxonomy places the organism in Eukaryota, Metazoa, Arthropoda, Insecta, Diptera, Culicidae. The record is from RefSeq and is a predicted model, not a curated record. Gene Ontology annotation, biological process: motor neuron axon guidance; dendrite development; animal organ morphogenesis. Gene Ontology annotation, cellular component: basement membrane.
AUGGAGCAGACACGACAAUGCCAUACUAUUCCGUCAACGCUGGCUGGCAAGAAGGGCUCUCUGGAGAGCUCCUGCGACUGUAAUGGCCAUGCUCGGAAGUGUCGCUUCAAUUUGGACCUCUACAAGCUGUCCGGACGGGUGUCGGGAGGAGUGUGCAUCGAUUGCCGGCACGAUACAACCGGUCGACAUUGCCACUACUGCCGAGAGGGAUUCUACAAGGAUCCCACGAAAUCAAUCACGCACAAGAAGGCAUGCAAACCUUGUGAUUGCCACCCGAUUGGAUCGUCAGGGAAGAACUGCAACCACACUUCCGGUCAGUGCACUUGCAAGGAAGGCGUGACGGGUCUAACCUGUAACCGAUGCGCCCGGGGCUACCAACAAAGCCGAUCCCAUAUCGCACCGUGCAUCAAGAUUCCACGGGUGACGAUGGUGAACCACCAGGCUCAGAACACCGCACCGGACUCCUAUCAGUACGACCCAGAUGCAAGUGAAAGUACCAAAGAAAAUUGCGGCAAAUGUAGAUUUGACACGAAACGAUUAAAUCUGAAUAAAUUCUGCAAGCGUGAUUAUGCUAUUAUGGCAAAGGUCACCGGACGGACAACAUCCGCAAAUAAACACGUCCCUAGGGACGAGGUGCGCUUCAACCUGCAGGUGCAAACCGUUUUCAAGUCGACGAUCCCUCUGCUGGCUACGAACAGCCAGCGGAAGUCAUCCGUCGGUUUGCUGGUUCCCUCGAAGAAUCUCGAUUGCCGAUGUCCGAGUAUUAAGAUCAAUAAAUCGUACCUAAUAUUGGGCAUGGAUUCGAAACAAAAUCCGGACAGCCUGGUGCUUGGCCCGAAGACCAUCAUCAUCGAGUGGAAGGACGAUUGGAAUCGACGGUUACGACGAUUCCAGCAGCAGUCUGGUUCUUGUUAUUAGGAACGGCAAGAAAACACAGAAGGUAGGAGUGCUGGCUCCACCGCGAGCUGUCAAGUCAAUUUGAGUCAUCCAGUGCGUGGGUGUGUAUGUGCGGGAAAUGAGUGUUUCGGAGAAUGAGCAUGGCCAGGUCAUGGUUCGAAUAAUUGUAAAUUACGCUAAGUACAUAAAACAUGAGGCCAUUAGGAGCUUAAUGGCACCGAAUUUUACAAAACACAACCUUACUCACAAUGUAUUAACGUAGGAAAUAAGUGGAUUGUUGUAGAAGAUUGGACGAAUCACAAGAAAUUUCCCUAAAGUGAAGAUCCUCCCGAGCAGGGAGACGGUACCAUAUUUUGAUUGUAUCAAAUUCAGUCAUUAAUGACGUUCGUUAAUAUAAUUUUACAAGUACUAUAAUUUUUUGAUGAAAUUUAGUUUCUUAUACUUAUAUUUUUAUGCUUUGGAAAUUUUUGAAUAUUUUUAACAACAUACAAAGCUGGUCGUUAUGCAUAACUUUGUAACUGAAUAAAACAAAACUCUAUAAUUCUUUUAUCUCCUCCUGCUCGGGUUCCCAAACCAAUGUGAUUAGGUUCGGUGACGAAACUAUAAAGUCACAAUUUUCAUUGUAGUGUUGUUCAGUGCAGGCACUCACAUCAAAGAGAAUUUUACCAAACUAUUGUCGUCGUCACUGUAACGAAAUCAAAUUUGGAUUGAAAGAGGUCAUUCAAACUGAAUCGGGAAGAAUGGUGUUGUACUCGGAAAUAGAUGAAUUAAACAUAGUCUUACCAACAAUAGUAUUUUUGUCUCUGUCAGUGCCAUUGAAAACUAAUUAACAAGCAAAAGCGUAACAAAAAAGUAGCGUCAGUCAUUGUGUUGUCGAUGCACAACAAAAAGAAAUUAUAUGCAAUAAUGUGUACAAUAAAUCAGUUUAAGAAUGUACAUUUUUAUGGUUAUUAUGAGCAAGUCAUUUUGAGAAAUUCGUAUUCAACGGAGUUCGAUCAAGCAUUGGUCAUCCAUCGUCGUCGAAAUAGCUAUUAUCUCAUAAUCAUUACAAAUCAGUUCUCAAGCAGUACAAGAAAAUUGGAUUUUCAUUUGUAAAUAUAUGAUAAUUUCUUUUGAUAAUUAUUUUUUCAUUUAUCGGACAGUUUGAACAAAAUCUACAUGUACUGACUGCAACUGAGUUCGUGUGGCGAAGUUGUUAUAAUCGAUCGAAUAUUAUUUUCCGAUCAAAUCACGAAAUCAUCAGAUAAUUUAUCAACAAAAUAAACAUUGGAGCAUGAAACUUAGCUAUUAGUAUGUAAACAAAUAUGUUGUGUAUGGAAGCAAAUUGGAACAAGAAUCUAUCAGAAACGUAUUUAAUUGAAAGUAAUAUUUAACUAUAAAUUGUAUACAAAUUGUGAUCAUACUCUUGUAAAUACAACCAGAUAAGCAAAAAUCUAUCACAUAAUCGAAAAUCAAAAACUCUAUCUUAUUUCUACAAUGAAAAUAUUUAGCACAAACAUAGCAGUCAAAGCAACAAAUUUCCAUUGAGUAUAUUUCAGUUAAGUGUUUUGUUUAAAUUUUUUAACUAUUAAUAUCUUCCAAAUAUAUUACAGUAGCGCUCAUUUAUUGAAAGUCCAUGUUCAAAAUAACGAUUAAGCCAAUAGCUCAUCCCAUCAGAGUAUUUCUCAGUGUUCUGAGCGCUUCGUCAAAAUAUCUACUCAAUCAAAUCUUGUAACUUUAACGCGGAAAUCAAAUACCUUGUAGGCCGUACAAGUGAAUCAGCUACGAGGAAUGUAGAACGUUAAGUGGAGAAAAAAAGGAAAAUAAAUUCAUUAAAUUAUUUUGUAUUAAACUGAACCAAA